Molecule: messenger RNA, 2636 nt
Organism: Anneissia japonica
Lineage: Eukaryota; Metazoa; Echinodermata; Crinoidea; Comatulida; Comatulidae
Product: medium-chain acyl-CoA ligase ACSF2, mitochondrial-like
Exons: 19
Coding region: 87-1754 (555 amino acids)
Source: RefSeq, a predicted model, not a curated record
GUGAAAUCAGGUCAGUAGUAUUAACUGCAGGAGAGCGUUCAUUUCAGUUUUUGGUUACGGGUAUUAAUUCUUCGUACAGUAGUAAGAUGGAGGUGUCGUUGAAUAUCAGCUAUGCUAGUUCGAAUCAAAGUUCUCCUCUCAUUGGACUUACGUUGCAUCAGCUGCUUGAGAAGAGGGUUAAUGAACAUCCAGAUCGUGAAAUGUAUGUCUUUCCCGAAGACGGUGACAGAAUCACCUUCAAUUUAUAUAAAGAUCGGGUUGAACGAUUGGCUACAGGACUUUUAUCCAUUGGAAUGAAGAAAGGCGACCGAUUGGCAAUAUGGAGCAAUAUUCAUAUGGAAUUCCUGCUUUUUGUUGGUGCCGCAAGAUCCAUUGGCGUUAUUACAGUACGUAUUCGACCAACUUUUCCCAAUAUUGGCGUCAAAGAUAUUUUGCUUCUUACCGGAUGUAAAAUGAUUGUUUUAGGAAGAAGCCCAACUAAUCUGUACGAUAGAUUGACCGAUAUUAGAACAGCAAGUGCUGAAGAUGCAUCCCAAACUCCACAUUUUGAUGCUAUUAUUGGUGUUGGUGAGAAUAAUAAAAGCGGCACAUACAACGUCAAUGAUAUUGAGAAGCUUGGAUCCGACAUUAAGUUUAUUGAACUCUUCAAACUCAUAAGGAACCAAGUGACUUUCGAUGAUGACAGCGAUAUUUUCAGUACUUCAGGUUCUACUGGAAAACCUAAGCACGUGGUUCACACACAUUUUAGUAUGAUUAAUGGAACCAGACCAAUCUUUAAUUACCUUGCAAGCAUGCCAGAUAAAGAUAGAGGGAAUCGAAGAGUAUUUGCGCGUAAUUCAACUCAUAUUAGUGGAGAAGCAAGUGGGGUGAUGCCCCCACUUGUAGCUUCUAUGACGUCAGUGUUUGCGCCCUCAGUGUAUGACAUCAGACGUAUAGUGGAAACAAUUCAGGACGAGAGGUGUACAGAAACAAUCCUUUUAAUCACUGGUCUGUACGACCUAUGCAGCUUCAAAGAUAUUGGUGAAUAUGACCUAUCCUCUCUCAAAGUAUGCGUAGUCGGAGGAUCAAACAUCCCUCCUGAACUUGCUGAAGACUAUGAAAACAAAUUUGGUUCCAAAAUUUUCAUUCUUUACGGUUCAACUGAAAUGAUGUUUCCAGCAGGUAGUUUUUUGGAUUUAAUGGAUAAGCGGCGUUCUGGAAUCCGAAUGCUGCCAAAUGCAGAGAUACAAUUGGUUGAUGACAAAGGAAAGUGUGUGCCAGUUGGAAGUGUUGGUGAAGUGUGGAGCCGUUCCAGCUCUAAUUUUCAAAGAUAUUUAAAAAAUGAAGAACAAACAAAUGCAGUAAAAUCACAUGGAUGGUUUAAAACUGGUGACCUUGGCGUUUUUGAUGCGACUGGUGCUCUUGCAAUAGUAGGUAGAAAAAAGGAUGUGAUAGCAAGGGGUGGGGCAAAGAUUUUGCCUGCCGACAUCGAGAAUGUUCUCUCAAUACAUCCAUCUAUAGACCAAGUUCAGGUGAUUGGGGUACCAGAUGAUCGCCUAGGAGAGGACAUUUGUAUAUGUGUAAGAACAAAGAAGAAUGCGAGCAUUGACAAAGAUCAGAUUGUCACGUAUCUAACUGGAAAGGUGAGAGUUGAAGAAAGCAUUCCUGGUUAUGUUUUGCUUUUUGAGUUAUUCCCGAAAAAUGAUAUUGGAAAAAUUGACCGUGCGAGUCUCAAAGAGCAAGCUCUACAACAAAUUAAACAUUGUAUUAUAUAGCGAAGCAAAACUACAAACGUCACAGUACACUAUAUUCUCCUGAUGGAGAAUGUAUUAAUUGGAUUAAGUUUGGAGAACCAGUGUAGGCAUACAAAUUAAGGAAAACUAUGUUCCUGUCAUUUAAUAGAAUUUUCAGUCUAGAUUAGCUAAGCGUUAACCUGUAUAGACCAUUUUAUCGGGUUUAUAUUGAAACAGCGCCGCCAACGUCUCGCAACUCGCUGGGGUACUUCCAACGGUCUAAGACUUGUCUCUGAGCAGCUAGCUAGUGUCAAAUAAAGCGUCGCGCACACACUCGUAACUUCGUAGCGUGAAGUGCCAAGUGGUAGUUGCCAGUUGCCAGGUUUCCCGAAAAUGUUCUCUAUUCAAGAUUUCAUUAUUGCCCAUACAUAGAAUUUCUGGCAAGAAUAUUUUUAAAAUAUUUAUAAUGUUAUACUAUCUUCUACCCCUUUUAAUUUAAUCAUGUUCAUUUAAUUAUUCAGUUUUAAUCUAUGUAUAUGAUUAGACUUACCGAAAAAAAAACUAUAGGCCUAAACGUGUUUAUGAAUUUAGUAUAAAUAUAGUUAUUGAUUACAUGAAGCGAUCUUUGCCGUGGGAACAUUUUUUUGUUUUUCUAUGUGGGUAUUUUUUUUCUCUUCCAAUAAUCUGUUCAGAACAGAAAUUUUGAAUUUCGAAGUAGGGUUAUCUGUCGGCCUAAGUGCUUUGUAGACAUUCUUCGUUAAACAAAAGAAAAUUAUCCACAGAUACCUCCGAAACCAGAUGAAUUUAUUCAAAUGUAUUUAUUUUUUUAUCGAUUCCUUAUAAAUUUAAAUAACAAUACCAUAUUUAAACUUCAUCCAUGUAGCUUUCGUAUUUUGUGCACAAUAAAACUAAAAAUAACCAGUA